Python bivittatus (Burmese python) is the source of this 557-nucleotide messenger RNA. It is a transcript of the gene RPL27A, whose product is annotated as ribosomal protein L27a. Gene Ontology annotation, molecular function: structural constituent of ribosome. Gene Ontology annotation, cellular component: cytosolic large ribosomal subunit; ribosome. Gene Ontology annotation, biological process: translation. The record is from RefSeq and is a predicted model, not a curated record. Lineage: Eukaryota; Metazoa; Chordata; Lepidosauria; Squamata; Pythonidae.
CGAGAGGUUGCUUUCGCUUCCGUCGUUCUCUUUGUCGCCGAUCGAGCAAGAUGCCUUCCAGACUGAGGAAGACGAGGAAACUAAGGGGGCAUGUCAGUCAUGGCCACGGUCGUAUUGGCAAACACAGGAAACACCCUGGAGGCCGUGGCAAUGCUGGCGGUAUGCACCACCAUAGAAUUAACUUUGACAAAUACCACCCUGGUUAUUUUGGAAAAGUUGGUAUGAGACAUUACCACUUGAAAAAGAACCAGCACUUCUGCCCAACAGUGAAUCUGGAUAAGCUCUGGACGCUUGUUAGUGAGCAGACAAGGCUGAAUUAUGCUAAAAAUCCAGCAGGACUAGCUCCAGUUAUUGAUGUUGUACGCUCUGGGUAUUACAAGGUCUUGGGCAAAGGAAAGCUGCCGAAGCAGCCUGUCAUUGUGAAAGCAAAGUUCUUCAGCCGAAGAGCAGAAGAGAAAAUCAAGGAAGUCGGAGGAGCCUGUGUCCUAGUGGCAUAAAUGUUUAUAUAUGUAUGCAAAUUUAAUUACAGGCAUGAAUAAACUAUUUCAGAUGUUGGA